UGCUAGCUAACGUCAGCUAGCAAGCUAACAGCUGGAAGUGGCUGUUUUAGUUUACGUUAAGUUCAAGAGAUUUCAUAAUAUAAUGCAAUUUGAUUCAAGUCAAUAGGUCAGUUUCUCUCCAGAAACGGUAAGGAAAUGCCACCAAAAAGAGUGAAAAGCGGGACAGUGUCUGCUGCUGGUGCAACGGCAGUUGGAAACAAAGGUUGGGAAACUGGACUCACUAAUGCACCAUUUGAGGAGGAGACUUGGAAGGCCAGCAUUUCUCUGGUGGUGGGAGAGAGGCUGGAGGAUGAGGAGCUGACCGGUGCUCUGCUGCUGGCCGUACAGCAGCCCCUACGCAGGCUCUUCAGCGUGGUCACCUGGGACACCACCCUAGAAAAGAUCCAUGAACUGGGAAACCCAAAAAUCAAGAAGACCAAGGAUGUACCCAUGUUUUAUGAGGUGAUGGAGGCAGCCAAGGUCCUGCUGGAUGCAGGAGAGGAGCUGCCCUGUGACCUGCUGGGUAAACUGCUCAAGUUCCAGCUCCUGGGAGUCAAGGCCAACGACCAGCAGAAGAGAGCCACAGAGAUGAGGGCUGCUGAGGAGAAGGGUAAGGGCAAGGCUGGCAAUGCCUCCCCAACCAAAGACAAAGGUGGUGCCAAGCCUGCCGCCAAAGGUGACAAGGGGAAGAAAGGGGCAGAGCCCAGCGCCCCAACCAAGGACACCAAGCUGAAAAAGAGGGGCGAGGAGGAUGAGACCAACAAGUACAUAGAUGAUGAGCCAGACGAUGGUCCUCAGCACUACAUCCUGGUGGUGGGCUUCCAGCAGGCUCAGCUGGUCUCUGUGCUGGACUCUCUGGGGGUCCAUGUGUCCAACGUUAUCAAGCUGACCUCACAGAGACCAGACCGGCCAGAGGGAUCACUGGAAGGGAGUGAUGACAAACCCCUGGAUGUGGACGCGGAGACUAACAUUAGGAGAAGACAACGGGAGCAGUUCUGGGGUCAGUUGGAAGGGGUGCUAAACAGUGGCUCAGCAUUCUCCAAGCUGUUUGAUGUGGCCCGCCUCAGUCACACCACUAAAGAGAUCCUGCCACCACAAGACAAGGAUAGCCCAGAGGCUAUGCUUGGGUUUGGGACACGUCUGUUUGAAGACGUGGCGUGUCUGAUCUAUGACUGUCUGGACUGGAGGAGACAGCAUCAACACUACCUGAACAACAUGAGACUGGUCCAGGUGCCAUCUGUCCCCAGGGCUGUGGCACUCACCACCCAGGACAGCCCUGCAGAGACGGUUCAGACCACAACGCCUCAGACACCUGGGACCAAGAAGAGACAAGCCCAAGAGGAAACCACUCCAGCAGACCCUGAACCGGCUGCUCUGAGUACUGAUGUGGACAUGCGUUACUAUAACGACCUGCUGGACCAGAUUCCUCCUGAAGCCUCCUCUGUUCCCCUCAUACUACACUGCAUGCUGGAGCAGGUUGUUCUGUUCCCUUCAUACUACACUGGAGCAGGUUCUGUUCCCUUCAUACUACACUGGAGCAGGUUCUGUUCCCUUCAUACUACACUGGAGCAGGUUCUGUUCCCUUCAUACUACACUGGAGCAGGUUCUGUUCUGUUCCCUUCAUACUACACUGGAGCAGGUUCUGUUCCCUUCAUACUACACUGGAGCAGGUUCUGUUCUGUUCCCUUCAUACUACACUGCAUGCUGGAGCAGGUGGUGGCCACAGAGCAGGACAUCCCUCCCCUGUCUACAGCAGACUCAGAGAAGGGAGUAUACAGCCUGGAGAAGAGCCUGGCAGACUACAUGCUGUCUGCUGUCAUGUCUCUGCCUCGCUCAGACCAGGAGAAGAAGACGUUGAGGGAGACGUUUGGUGCUGUGGAGAACACCCAGCAGAAGACUGAGCACCAGAGACCUCUACUGAUCAACUGUCAUGACGAGAGAGACCUGAGACUGCACCACCUGCCUCAGGUCCAUAACAGCUUUGAUGCGGUGAAGACAGAGACAGAGAUGAUGAGAAACACUCCGGUGUGGAAUCUUCUCCGCUCCGUCCGCCCCCUGAGUGGAAAUAGAACCAGACUGGCCCGCAUCCAGGAGCUCACACACUACUGCACCGACGAGUCCCUGAGCUGGCCGGAGGUGGAGAGAGUGGUCAGACAGUUUGUGUUUGAGAGCAUGCCCCUGACCCAGCUGGAGGAGGGAGGCCUACUGACCUCUGCUGGUUCCCCUCAACCUACCUGCCUGCCCUGGGACGACCCGGUCUGCUUCGCCAAGAACUACCUCAGACACAUCAACAAGACACAAGGUAAAGCGUUCCACCACCAGGAUGAAUCAGAGGAGAGUUUGUCUGAUGUCGUAGAUGUUACUGAGAUGCAGAGAAGCCGGAUGCGAUCGCUCAGUGACUGGCACUAUACUGAGCACCACAACGCCAAUGUCUUUCCCCAGAUUCUCCAGUCUGCCUCUCAGUCCUACCGCUGCAUGGACACCUUCUGUGGUAGUCUGGACAACACCCUGUUCAUCGUCUGUCACAAUCCCAUGAGCCCUCAACGCCAGUGCAAGGAAUUAUGGGACAUGGCCCUCCACACCAACGUUGGGUUCAGGAAGUACCUUGAGCACGUGGCCAACUCUAUAUCUGACUGGACCGAGGAGGAGGAGGUGAAGUGGUUAGCUCUGCAGGCCAAGAGAGAGGCAGAGAAACUGAGAGGGCCCACCCCGCCUGACUCCUCAGAGAAAGUCAGGACAGAGUCGGCUAAGGGCACCAAGAAGGGCAGUGUCUCAACAAAACACACUGCAACCUCCCCAGCCAAGUCUCCUAUCCCAGAGGAAGGUCCUCCAGACCAGUACAUCAGAGAAGACUCGCUCAAAGCGUGGAAGAUAGAGCAGCACAGACAGAAGGAGGAGGAACAGGUGAAGAAAGCUAAGAAAGAUAAAGGAGGGAAGGGGGCGGAGCGCGCCGACUCGUCCAAGGAGAACAAGAAAACAACCCCCUCGACAGCGAAGAAGAGCAGGGAGGACGUGACCCCUGACCUGGCUGUGGGGACCCCUGGAGAACAGAGAGCAAAGCUGCAGUCGCCCACCGACGUCUUCACUGGAUUCACUGGUUACAGCAUGGAGGGGCAGCUGAUCCAGGUCUCAGGCCAGGUCCACUCCCUAUACCCCUCUGACGGAGGCCACAUCCAGGUGGAGACCAUCCACUUUGUCCAGGGGUCGACGCUCAUCAAGGUGUGUGUGAUGAAGGACAAGCAUCAUUUGUACAGCCACAUCACCCAGCCAAACAGACACCAGGAGGAGAGCCCAAAGGACGCGGUCCCCAUGGAGACACAGAGUCCCACCAAUAAGAGUGUUUGGCUGGGCUCCUUCUCAGCUGUCCUGGACAGCGGCAUCCACCUCUCCUACAGUCACUACGGCCCCACAGGGGAGCAGGGUGAACACCUUACACUGAUGCUGUCUGUUUCUCUGUCAUUAAACCACUUGGUGUACUGUUCCUGUUAUGGGGACGUAGUCUGGUCCCUAUGUUGUGUGUGGUUUAAGGUGACUACGGUAACAGUCUGGUUGUUGACGUGUCUGGGUGAGAUGGAGGCUGGUCAGGACUCUGAUCUAGACAUACCCACAGACUCCAGUCUCUCCCCCAUCCCCUCGACCCUCCUCUCCUCCUCAUUGUCCCGGGAGAAACUCAACUCCUCCCACAGCGCCAAGGGGGUGCAGCCGUCCAAAGAGACCAACAAGUCUUCAACACACAGAGAGGAAGAGGAGCAGACCAGAGAGUGUGUGGGUCAGGCUGCGUUAUUUGGCAGCGCUCCGUUCCAGAGACUAAACCUCUCCACCCCCAGUGGUCUGCUGCUGCAGUUCCUCAGGGAGGAUACAGACGGCACUACUCCAGAGGGUCAGUGUGUGUUGGUGAGACAGACUUUCCCCCUACACUGCAGUGACAGUAGGGAGCCUCACCUCACAGACCCAUCGUUACACAGUGAGUUGUCUAGGGUCAUCACUGGUCAGGGCACCGUGGUCAAGUACAUGAGAGACGGAUCAACACAGGUGCUGUUUGCAGACGGUUCAGUCAGUAGCAGUACAGACUCAGGACCCAUCGUCUCCUCUCCUCCUGAACCCCCUGCGAAGGAGGAAGAGGUAGUGAAGGAGACUCCGAUACCAGAGAGAAAAGACAGCAAGGACAAGAAGGGUAAACUGGGUUCCAAGCAGAGCCUGGGGGCUGACCAGAGUCAGAGUGACCCAGAGCCCAGGGAGGAGCAGAGGUCAUCAGACAACACCCAGGGCAGACAGGGGGUCUGUUGGGUCACCACCAGCCCCUCCGGACACAGAGUAGCCACCAUGGGGGACCAGACCACAGACCCUGGCCCGGUCCUGGCCUUCAGAGCCACAGACCCUGUCAGCCAAACUGUUGUUAUCACCCGGGAGGACAAGGUGAUGUCUGUGCUGGACAGAGACGGGACGGUGAUCAUCGACCAUGCAGACGGAACCAGGAUCACUACCCUGUACCAGGAGAGAGAGGCUCUCAGUGGCUGGUCCCAGGAACACAUUAACACAGGUUAAAGGAUAUCACUACCCUGUACCAGGAGAGAGAGGCUCUCAGUGGCUGGUCCCAGGAACACAUUAACACAGGUUAAAGGCUAUACUACUACCCUGUACCAGGAGAGAGAGGCUCUCAGUGGCUGGUCCCAGGAACACAUUAACACAGGGGAGAGGUCCAGCAGCAGUGUGUGUAGGAAGGAGAAGGUGGUGAUGGUGGAGCGCCUGGGGUUUGCCACGGUAAACAUGUACGGCGAGGGCAGGUCCUGCAACGUGUUCUUUGGAGACGGGAGCGUCGUCACCGCCACCUGCGACGGAGCGUACCAAGUGUACCCGUCCAGUGUAGGUCUGCUGUUCAUCAACCAGGACGGUAGUUGUGUGUACACGUCAGACCCUGAACACAGCCCAACCCUGAGUCUGGCCAGCUGGAGUCCCAGAGAGCAGCCAGGCAGCUACAGGAUGAACCACACCUCCACCUCAGACACACUGUGUGAGGUCACAGACCACCACGGGAACCUCUUCCAGGUGAUGAAGGAUGGCCAGGCAUCAGUGGAGAUCUCUAGCCCUCUGGACAGCAGAGUGGAGGAGGAGGAGGAGGAGGAGGGAGGGCUGCCAGAAGAGAGAGAGCUGGCCAAGCAUUCUUUUGGACGUAAAGUCCACAUUCCCAGGUUGUUCAUGGCCCAUGAGGACGGUUCAGGCACAGAGCUGCUGCACUCUCAGACAGUAGAGGAACGUUUGUAUGAGGACUACUCUGACCCUGCUGUCGCCCUACUUAAAGAACCCCUCCCAGACCUACAGGGUGUGCUGGGUAUAGCGGUGCUGAGACCCUCUCGUCAGGACGUGUGGUCCAGAUGGGUCAUGCAGAAACAGAACAAGGACAUCAUCCCCACCAACCUCAGGUCCCGUCGCUGGGACAGCUUCCCCUCAGUAGAGAGGAAGACUCCAGGUCCUCGGUUCGGGACCACUCUGGGCCGGGGUCUGACCCUGAGAGAGAAGCCUGUUUCUGAGGCCUGCAGGCCCGUGCUGAGCUGUCCUGAUACACUGGAGGUCCGACAGCUGCUCCAGUACCAGCCAGUCAGCAGACAGCUCCGCAGGACUCUGGAGACUCGCCUCAAGGAGUACAUGGAGCAGGUUAUCCAGAGAGAGAACCUGACAGAGAAGAUGCAGCUAAAUGACCCUCGUACUGAGGAGGAGAAGAUCCACGCUGCUGACCUGCUCAAACUGGGUCCUGGUCAGUCAGUACACACACACACACACACACACACACACACACACACAGAAGGAGGAGAAGUACACACACACACACACACACACACACAGAAGGAGGAGAAGGUCCACGCUACUGACCUGCUCAAACUGGUCCUGUCACUUCCAGAGUCAGAGCACCCCACUAUAGAGAACAGAAUCUGUCCCGUGGAUGCAGCCACCCUGUACAUCCAGGCAGUGAAGACUCCAGCCCUGCAGACUGAGGCCUCACUCUCAGAGAAACACACAGACAGCUUCAGCAAAGAGGCGAAGGAAACUAUGUGGAAGAGCAGGAUAGAGCAACACAGACAGGAGCUGGACCAGGAGAAGAUUUACAGAGAGGCUCUAAGGAACAGAAUCAUUCCUCCUUAUUUCCACUCAGAGAAAGGAGCAGGUUUUGAGUACUUGGAGGUCCCUGAUAUGAGAUCUCUGUCUCAGGACCUUCCUCCAUUCCCCAACACUCCCAACUCCCAGAACUACCUCAGAGAUGCCCCUCGGGAGACAGCAGCCCAGCGACCUUUGAACCCCACGCCGUCUCACGCAGCAGGAAGUGAUGCGCUGCCUAGGAGACCCACCAACCCCACCCCUCAAACUGCAGGGGACAGCUCUCAUGGUGUCUCUACAGUGAAGCAGCAGCAUGGUGGUGGUAUUGGGCCUGGCAGUACCCAGGUGGACGUGGCAGGGAACCCACGCAGACACAGAGUCAAGCUGCCAGCCUCCAUCCUCAGCUCCAAACCCUUCAGCGUGCCCAACCAGCAGUUCCUGUGUGUAGAGGAGCCGGUGAGGAGGAAGGUGAAGACUGUGUCUGUGACGGGGGGGCAGCAGCUCGCCCCACGGGGGUUUGAGCUCCUCCCAGCAGAGGUCCAGUUUGGGACCCUAAAGGAGGGCUGCAGCUACAGCGUCCCCGUGCUCAUGAAGAACGUGGGCUUCCACACCUGCAGGUUCAGUGUGAAACAGCCGUCCCCUGCUACUGGAAUCAGAGUCAUCUACACCCCUGGACCUGUGGCUGCUGGGAUGAAGACUGAGCUUCAGGUGGAGCUGUAUGCCAUGACUACAGGUCUGGAGGAGUCUGCAGAGGGAGAGGUCUACAUCUCACACCACAUCCACAUCAAGACUGAGACUGAGAUCUUCUACCUGCCUGUCUUAGCUACCAUCCUCCCCGAGCGUCUGUAUGACACCAGGACCAAGGAUCAUACCAACGGGCUCCAGACAGGGGUAUCCAAGGUCCGCCUCAUCUCCUCCACCCCCUCAGUCAGACGUGGAGUGGUCCUCCCUCGCAGACCUCUUCUUUCCACCACCGGUGAAAUUGAAUCAGACGGAUUGAGACGACUUAUAUAAAACAACUCACUGUGCUUUGGGGUUUUAGUCACAUAUUGCCGUUGUUCGAUGGCUGUUAAAUAGAAUACAUCUUAGGAAUAAAGAACAGUGAUAUAACA
Molecule: messenger RNA, 7181 nt
Organism: Oncorhynchus nerka (sockeye salmon)
Lineage: Eukaryota; Metazoa; Chordata; Actinopteri; Salmoniformes; Salmonidae
Gene: spag17
Product: sperm associated antigen 17
Biological process (GO): axonemal central apparatus assembly; epithelial cilium movement involved in extracellular fluid movement
Cellular component (GO): axonemal central apparatus
Source: RefSeq, a predicted model, not a curated record